AUGAGUGGAAAAAUAGUGCGCAAUUUCAUGGAGUAUUAGCAACUAAUAUCAUUUAUCAAUCAACUCAACACCACGAACAGUUUAAAUUAACGCUGAGACGCUCCGUUACAUCUGAACGUAUUGAUCUACUGAAAUUAUGGCGACUCAGGAGGAAGAUACCGCAUAACCCAAGCCGUCAACCGAAACCAACACAUUCUGGUGACCAG
Cinara cedri is the source of this 206-nucleotide messenger RNA. NCBI's taxonomy places the organism in Eukaryota, Metazoa, Arthropoda, Insecta, Hemiptera, Aphididae. The record is from the annotation of a GenBank genome assembly.